Ostrea edulis (European flat oyster) is the source of this 3866-nucleotide messenger RNA. RefSeq lists its product as uncharacterized. The record is from RefSeq and is a predicted model, not a curated record. The coding region runs from base 160 to 873 and encodes 237 amino acids. The transcript has 6 exons. Lineage: Eukaryota; Metazoa; Mollusca; Bivalvia; Ostreida; Ostreidae.
UAAUUACUGUCAGGUUUUGUCCACUUUAGGAAUGCUGUUCCUUUUAUAGCGUAGUUAUGGAAAUCUUAUUAUACCGUCUUUUCGAGAGAUAUUUUGAAAUUAUAACAUAUUAACAUGUUUGAGGAAUAGUUAUCAUCUGUGAUUUUUCUUAUAAGUUCGAUGAUGUCAAGAACAAUGGAUUCAUUUGUCUAUCAUCUUGCAGUUUAUACAAUUAUUUGGAUGGUGUUUCAUUUACCGAUACAACACAAUUGUAUGAGAUUACCACGGUCCGGAUUGCAUGUUUUCCCGGUUGAUACCUGUCCUAGAAACCUGUCUGAAGUCGAGGCAGCCUCUCGCAGACUCAAUUGUUCUGGGAUUGAGGAGUUCGAAUAUGUCUACCAUUGUCUCCCGCGCUUUGAUCUCUCUCAUCUUGUCGAAUUCUGCUACGAUGCAAUCAGUGGGUGGAUCGAACCGGGGAAUUGUAUGGUACUCCAUACCCUUACUCUGAACAACCACCCGUGCAAGUACUUUACAAAAGGUUGUCCCAACAAACCGUACCUAGCGAAGGAAAUGUACAACUAUCCGGCUUGCAUUGACAUAGACAGACAAAAGAAAUGUUAUCUAAUGGACCCCAACUGUACAUCGAUUACUAGUACACCCGAAACAACUCCUGAUGAUGGUGGGUGGGGAUGGAUAGCUGCACUAGUGAUGACAUCCAUUGCUGUGCUGUGUUUCGCAGUAUUGAUCAUCAUCAUCAUCAUCAUCAAAGAACAUCGGCGAAGGAUGUCGAGAUCACAUCGGAGCUCCGAACAAGAUCGAAGCAACAAUGAAAUGGAGAUCACCCCUCUGAUUCCUGUCAACAACAAACCACCACAUGCAGGCGAGUUUUUAUAGAGUAGUCAGUUUUCCUAAAACUCAAAAGUUCGGGACACCAGUGUAAAUAUAUCAAAGUUUUAAAUGUGCGUUAUUUCGUACUUAUAAAAGUAAUCUGAAUUCAAACUUUACUUUCAUGUAUACAUUGUAUGUACAGGAUGUUCCUAUCUCAUUAGUAUUGGUAUUUCUGUAACGUAGAAAAAAGUGUUCUUUUUCAUAAAAGAAUAUUCAUGUACGACUUUAUUUACACUUAUAAAUUAUACGAUAUCAUAUCAAUAUGAUACAAGAAAUUGGUUGUCGAUCAUAUAAAUACAUAAUUUACUCUAGUAUCAUGUAUUUUCUUUCCUUAUUCUACAUCCCGUCUAGAAUUUUUCACCCGUAUCGAGACGUCACCAGCUGUAGGUGAGAUAUCAGAAAUCAGACCUAUGUUUAGCGCUCAGGACCGUAGCAGGGUGGGGUCUUUAAUGUGUCAACGCCUGUCACGACACAGGACCUCCGUUUUUAAGGUCAUAUUGAAAAAUCCGUGGCACUUUCUUCUAAAUGUGGCGUCUUUGGGGAAGAAGCAACCUUUUUGUAUGUUAACGUUUCGUUUCGUGCAGCAGUGGCACGAGUGGGACUCGAACACACGACCCUGCGAUUAACAAGCUAACACUCUACCGCUGAGCUACUUGUCAAUUUACAAGAAAUGCAUCAUUUACAAACAAAGCAAUAGCCACAAAAUUAAUUUAUUUCAUGAAAAGGGAAAAAACUCUGCCAGACCCAUUACUGUAGACACUGUGACGUGUUGUAAUAUCGAAGGGAAUAUUUUCUGUUGUGUUGAUGUUCAAUACGUGAUAGUCUAUUGACCAACGUUGAUGUUUCUAUUAGUAUCGUAUACGUGUAUUCUAUCUCCAUAUUUGUAGGUAAUGAAGAAUUAGAGGGUAGAGGAGAAUCGCAUGAUAAUCGUAAGCAUUCAGAUCAUCCGGGUCUAUCGGAUGGUAAAUGUCAGUUUCAUGAAAAAGUGAUGACAACGACCAAUCACUUCAACUUGCAGCCAUCUUUUUUCUAUAUUUUAUCAUCUUCCUGUAUUAGCUAUAGUCUAUACGAAAUAUAUUCAAAUAACAAAAAAUAUUUUAUUUAAAACAACGAUCAAACGCAUAAAAAGCGAUUUCUUUGAUAUGAAAUAAGAUAUACUGUGUAUAAAAUGCACCGUGUAUUGGUGAAACAAAACAAAAUGAUUCAUUAAUGUCACUUGGUCAAUUACUACUUAAAUACCUGCAGAUCGGUAUGCAAUAGUUAAUUGUAUGUGCGUUAAAUGUGCCUUAUGUUAGUAAUUCACAUCACUUGUUUCACAUGGUAAGAAUAUGUGUUAAGGUACUAUUUUCGGAAAGCACUAUUUUAAAUUGAAAUGUACAUAGAUUUUAGAGGGAGUUCAUUGAGCUUGAAUACGUAUACAUGAAUUCUGGCAUUGAAAAUCAAUUGACUGUAAUGAGAUUAUAAAACAUGUACAUUUAAGGAAGUUGGCUCCUGAACUUUUAAGCACAACUGCGCAGGAUGCUAUGUACUAAGUAUUUAGUGGUUAGUACUGAUCCCAUUCAUGCAAACACAUUGCACAUAUAUUACUGGACCCUAUCCAGUUGAAUAAAUUGUAUGAAAUGGAAUGAGGACGACAUCCUGUUAUGCGCACGAAGGCUAAUAAAACAGUUGAAAAUAAAAUUUGAAAAAAAAACACGCCAUUACCGUUCUCAAAAGUAUUUCAAAAUACCGGUUCUUUUGGAUUCAAUCUUGAAAAUGUCAGUUAAAUUGAUAUUUCUUCUAAGAAAACAAUUGCAAUAUAUUUUCUUGUUUGCUAUUUACAGUCAUUGUUAGACACAGAUUCAUGUAAUCUUUUUACAAAACUACUAUCAUAUUUGAACAAUUCAUACAGAAAUUUCAACUGGUUAUGAUCGGAUAAUGUGAUGUAUAAUCCUAAUGACGGUUUGUAUUUGCAAAUUAGAUCAUUGUCACGAACAUGGAAUUUACGAAAUGCUGACUUUAAACGAAAAUUGCAAUUCAAGCAAACAUCCCGGUUUAACAGGUAAUAUCAAUUUCUUGUUAUAUUCCACUAUUCCUUUUUAUAGAUGAAAUGGAGGGCACCCGUCUGAUUCCUGUCAGCAACAGACCACCACAUGCAGGCGAGUUUUUAUAGAGUAGUCAGUUUUCCUAAAACUCAAAAGUUCCAGACACUAGUGGAAAUGUAUUAAAGUUUUGAAUGUGCGUUUUCUCAUACUUAUAAAAGUAAUCUGAGUUCAAACUUUACUUUCAUAUAUACAUUGUAUGUACAGGAUUUUGCUAUCUAAGUAUUGGUAUUUCUGUAACUUAGAAAAAAAUGUCCUUUUUCUUAACGGGAAAUUCAUGUACGACUUUAUUUACACUUAUAAAUUAUACGAUAUCAUAUCAAUAUGGUACAACAAAUUGAUUGUCGAUCAUAUAAAUGCAUAGUUUUACUCUAGUAUCACGCAUUUUCUUUUCUUAUUCCAGGAUUUUGCUAUCUCAUUAGUAUUUUUAUUUCUGUAACGUAGAAAAAAGUGUCCUUUUUCAUAAGGGGAAAUUCAUUUAUGAUUUUAUUUACACUUAUAACUUAUACAAUAUGAUACAACAAAUUGAAUUGUCGAUCAUAUUUUACUACAGUAUCAUGUAUUUUCUUUCCUUAUUCUACAUCCCGUCGAGAAUUUUUCACCCAUAUUGAGACGUCACCAGCUGUAGGUGAGAUAUCACAAAUCAGACCUAUACUUAACGCUCUGGACCCUAGCAGUGUGGGGUAUUUAACGUGCCAACGCCUGUCACGGCACGGGACCUCCGUUUUUAAGGUCAUUUUGAAAAAUCCGUGGUUCUUCCUUCUAAAUGUGGCGUGUUUGGGAAAGGACCAAUCUUUUUAUAUGUUAACCUUAAAUUUCGUGCGGCCAUGGCAUGAGCGGAACUCGAACUCACGACCCUGCGGUUAACAAGCUAACGCUCUACCGCUGAGCUACUUGUCAAUUCACAAGAAAUGCAUC